Messenger RNA from Dacryopinax primogenitus, 459 nucleotides. RefSeq lists its product as uncharacterized. Gene Ontology annotation, cellular component: nucleus. Gene Ontology annotation, biological process: nucleobase-containing compound metabolic process; establishment of sister chromatid cohesion. Gene Ontology annotation, molecular function: hydrolase activity, acting on acid anhydrides, in phosphorus-containing anhydrides; ATP binding; nucleic acid binding. The record is from RefSeq and is a predicted model, not a curated record. NCBI's taxonomy places the organism in Eukaryota, Fungi, Basidiomycota, Dacrymycetes, Dacrymycetales, Dacrymycetaceae. The annotation marks the transcript as partial. The transcript has a single exon.
GCGAACGUCACCGGGAAGAAAGGGGGCGGCGCACUCUUGUUCGCCGUAGUUGGCGCCAAGCUCUCCGAGGGCCUCAACUUCUCCGACUCGCUUGCACGGGCUGUGGUUGUUGUCGGCUUGCCGUAUGCCAACCUCGGCUCUGCAGAGCUGAAAGAGCGCAUGAAGUACGUGCGGGAAGCAGCGCGUUCUGCACCUGCACCUGGCCGCAUCCCGGUUCGCGACGCGGGCCUAGAGCUGUACGAGAAUCUCUGUAUGAAAGCGGUCAAUCAGAGCAUCGGGCGCGCGAUCCGGCAUAAGAGCGACUGGGCCGCACUCAUCCUGCUCGACAAACGAUAUGCAUCGCCGCAGAUCCGAAGGAAGCUGCCAAGAUGGAUAGAUGAGGAGCUCAAGGUUGCGGCCAACUUCGGCGCGGCGGUCAAGCAUCUGGGUGCGUUUUACCGUACGAAGAGGAAUGGAUAA